Messenger RNA from Magnolia sinica, 1260 nucleotides. Its product is annotated as methyl-CpG-binding domain-containing protein 11-like. The record is from RefSeq and is a predicted model, not a curated record. The transcript is spliced from 3 exons. Bases 74 to 964 code for a protein of 296 amino acids. NCBI's taxonomy places the organism in Eukaryota, Viridiplantae, Streptophyta, Magnoliopsida, Magnoliales, Magnoliaceae. Gene Ontology annotation, molecular function: DNA binding.
UUCAUUUCAUUUCAUUUGGCAGCAGCAGAGCAGAGAGCGGGAACUUCUCCAAGCUCGCGAAAACUCGAAAAAAAUGGCGUCCGAGACCUCACCAGACAUGGGAGAAAACGCCGCUGCUGAGAAGCAGCAGCAAUCUCAGGCAGAAAUUCGAGCUGACGUCGUCUCCGUUGAUCUUCCUGCGCCUAAAGGCUGGAAGAAGAAGUUCACUCCAAAGAAGGGGAGUGGGGGUACUCCCAGAAGGAACGAGAUAGUUUUUAUAUCACCGACAGGUGAGGAGAUCAGGAGCAAGAGGCAGUUGGAGCAGUACAUUAAAUCCCACCCUGGUGGACCUUCUUCCUCUGAAUUCGACUGGGGCACUGGUGACACGCCGAGGCGUUCUGCGAGAAUAAGUGAAAAGGUGAAAUCAACAGAGUCACCCGAAGGGGAGCCCCUGAAGAAACGAGGUAGGGAAUCGGGCCCAAAAAAGGGAGCGACAGAGAAAACUGACAGUGGAGAUGGAGAAACUGAAGCUCCGGAAGAAGCAGAAGCUGCAGAAGAAGUACAAAAAGGGAGCCUUGAUACUGACAUGAAGGAAGAUGAGGACGGAGGAGACAAGGUUGAAGAAGGAGAAGAAGUUGCUACCAAAGAAGCUGAGGCAAAUAAGAACACUGUGGAGCAGAAAGGCGACAAGGAUCAGGCUGAGGAGAACAAUGAGAACCAGGAAGAUGUUGGAAAGACUGAUUCUGAUGCCAACAAGGCAGCAGAGGAAAAGACCGACUCACCGCCCACAUCGCAGACUGAGGAACAGAAAGUGAAGGCAGACAAAGGACAUGCCACGGCAUCUGAGCCCAACAUCGAGGCAGCAUCCCAGGAGGUCAAGGAAGACCACAAGGACAAUGAGGGGUCGAAAAAUACUGAGGUGCAUGCUCCUGUAAACUGCGAGGGUGGACAGCAUCCGCCCAAGGCAUCUCCUGUUAGCUGUUAAAGAAACCCCAUCUCCCCGAUAGGAUCUAUCACACGUGUUUUUCUUUCCUUUUGUUGUUUUCCUUUUGUGACAGUUAGACAGGACCUCCAGGCAAAAAUGACAUGGAUCUGGAUCACGAUUUUCGGUUGGUUUAUUUUGCGAGGCCCCUUGGGUGCAACUCUGCGGGAAGCUGGCUGAUCGUGUUAUCAUCAUUGUAGUUGUGUAGUUUAGGGAACUUUUUGUAACCUCAGUCCUAACUUGUAAGCUUACAAUUCUUGGCAUUUUUCUACUCCUAAAGGAUAAGUCAAUGCACUGCC